UGCAAGAAGUGCCAGUGAUGGCGGAUGCUAAACAUACUGAAAAAAUAACUUUCCUCCAACUUUUUUGCAAAAUUGUGGUUAAACUGUGAGACAAAAUGCAAUCAUUCUAUUCUGUGGAGAUCAACAAAACGGAAUGGAAUGUUCCGGGGCGCUAUCAAAUGCUGACUCCCGUGGGAUCAGGUGCCUAUGGUCAGGUUUGUUCGGCCGUCGAUACUCUCAAUAAUACAAAAGUAGCCAUAAAAAAAUUGGCCAGACCCUUCCAGACAGCCGUUCAUGCAAAGAGAACUUACAGGGAAUUGCGAAUGCUUAAGCAUAUGAACCAUGAAAACGUAAUAGGCCUACUGAAUGUAUUUCAUCCAGGCGGGAAGAGCCUGGAAAGCUUCCAGCAUGUCUACCUGGUAACCCAUUUGAUGGGUGCCGACCUCAAUAAUAUCAUCCGAACGCAGAAACUUUCAGAUGAUCAUGUACAAUUCCUCGUGUACCAGAUCCUACGCGGCCUAAAAUAUAUUCACAGUGCUGGGAUAAUCCAUCGUGACCUGAAGCCCUCAAAUAUUGCCGUCAAUGAGGACUGUGAGCUGAAGAUCUUGGACUUUGGGCUAGCGCGACCCACGGAGAACGAGAUGACGGGCUACGUUGCGACGAGGUGGUACCGCGCACCAGAAAUCAUGCUCAAUUGGAUGCACUAUAACCAAACGGUUGACAUCUGGUCAGUCGGAUGCAUCAUGGCAGAAUUGCUUACAGGACGUACCCUUUUCCCUGGUUCUGAUCACAUUCAUCAAUUGAACCUUAUAAUGGAGGUGCUGGGCACACCAACGGAUGACUUUAUGGCAAAAAUAUCUUCAGAGAGUGCGAGAAACUACAUUAAAUCUCUGCCAAUUAUGAAAAAGCAGGACUUCAGAACGGUAUUUAUGGGAGCUAAUCCGAAAGCCAUCGAUCUACUUGAAAAAAUGUUGGAGUUAGAUGCAGACAAGAGGAUUCAAGCAGAAGAAGCACUCGCCCACAGUUAUCUUGAAAAAUACGCUGAUCCUACUGAUGAACCUACUUCAGCACUUUACGAUCAAAGUUUCGAGGAUAUGGAUUUACCAGUUGAGAAAUGGAAGCAAUUGGUAUUUGAAGAGGUUGUUAGCUUCAUGGAAGCAUCAGCAGGAGCUUCAUCAUCUGAGAAGUGAAUUUUGUGACUUUUGCAAAAAGGUUUUCUUUUUUUUUCUUUCUGUAUUAUCAAACGUGUAUUUUGCGAGGCAAUAUUGCAAUUUUACUGAAUACUGUGAAGACGAACAUUUACCUGCUUUUUAGAAUCCGCCAUAAAAAAAUUUUGGAUAAUUUA
This is a messenger RNA of Phlebotomus papatasi, 1324 nucleotides long. Its product is annotated as mitogen-activated protein kinase p38b-like. Lineage: Eukaryota; Metazoa; Arthropoda; Insecta; Diptera; Psychodidae. The coding region runs from base 96 to 1169 and encodes 357 amino acids. The transcript is spliced from 4 exons. Gene Ontology annotation, biological process: intracellular signal transduction; protein phosphorylation. The record is from RefSeq and is a predicted model, not a curated record. Gene Ontology annotation, cellular component: nucleus; cytoplasm. Gene Ontology annotation, molecular function: ATP binding; MAP kinase activity.